Molecule: messenger RNA, 1327 nt
Organism: Octopus sinensis (East Asian common octopus)
Lineage: Eukaryota; Metazoa; Mollusca; Cephalopoda; Octopoda; Octopodidae
Product: adhesion G-protein coupled receptor G2-like
Exons: 6
Coding region: 65-910 (281 amino acids)
Biological process (GO): cell surface receptor signaling pathway; adenylate cyclase-activating G protein-coupled receptor signaling pathway
Cellular component (GO): membrane
Molecular function (GO): G protein-coupled receptor activity
Source: RefSeq, a predicted model, not a curated record
UUGUUGUUUGUUUCUGUUGCAGAAUGUCUACCAGAAAUCGGGGGAAACUAGUCACCUCUUAUCUAUGACAUCUUACAUUGGCUGCGGAAUAUCAUUUGUCUGCCUCAUUCUUACAAUAAUAAUUCAUGUUUGUUGCAAAAAUCUAUGGAAAUUAAUGGCUUCAAAGAUUUUAAUAAACUUGUGCGUUUCUUUGGCUAUCACUACUUUGAUCUUUCUUGUUGGGAUGCAACCGUAUGCCUCAAAAAAAUUACCUGCUUGUAAGGCCGUGGCUGCUCUGUUACACUAUUUCCUUUUGACUUCUCUGAUGUGGAUGGCAGUCGAAGCACUUCAUGUUUUUCUGGCUGCGGUUGUUGUAUUUAAAACAUUUCAGUCACAUUUUCUGCUGACGAGUUCAAUUGUGGCCUGGGGUGUUCCAGGUGUGAUUGUCAUAAUUACUCUUGUAAUUAACGACACGAACAAUUACGUUAGAAUUGAACAAGUCUGUUGGUUAACCAAGGGACCUUUCUAUGCCGCUUUCCUGGCUCCCGUGGCCAUCAUCCUCCUCUUCAACCUUACCAUGUUCUUCCUCGUCAUCUUACGACUCAUCUCAAUGCAAAGGGACAAACACUUCCAACACAAAACAAGAAAACCACGUAUUUUGGGUAUCGUUGGUUUGAUUUCCCUGUUUGGGUUGUCCUGGGUCUUAGCAUUCCUCGCUUUUGGCGAAGCAGCUCAAGUGUUUCAAUUACUCUUCGCUAUCUUCAAUACCCUUCAAGGAAUGUUUAUUUUCAUAUUCUACUGUAUAUGCAAGAAAGAUGCCAGAGAUGUCAUUUGUCCGUGUUUACGUAAAGGAAAGAAACAAAACGCCAGAAAUCGUGUAGAACCAAUACAAACUUCAGAAAAUUCCAGAACAGCAGAAACGAAUGCAUAAAUGGAAAUAUAAAAGCAAAAAUCUGUAAAUUGACAGAAUAAAGAAACAUUGAUGAGAAUAAUAACGACGAUAAUCCACCAAAUAUAUAAUCUACUUGGAUUAUAAGAAUUAAAACAUUAAUGGUAGAUGAAAACUUGCAAAUUAACAUUCCUCAAAACCGUCAGAUCAUGAAAGGACCAGUUGAAAGUAAUGACAAAAAUUAUAUAAAAUAGUAGAAAGCAGCGGAAAUUCUGUAGGUUUCUCUACUAAACAUAGUUACAUAUAAACAAUUUUCUCAAUUCAUACUGUUCCUUCCAAAAAUAUUUUCCGUUUUAGAAGAAGAAGCCCAGUAAUUGAAAAGAGCCAAUAUAUAUUUUUUUCAUUAAUAACUGUUGCUUAAAUUAAAAUACACAUCGGAACAUAAUUAAUGAAAACAAC